GCCGACACGCCUGUCCGCCUGUCCGUUUUGCUGUUCUCUUCUUUCGGUCCGUGUGUAUGUUCUCUCUGUUCUGUCUAUUUCUAUUCUUACAGUUCCCUAUGUUUUAUCAGUUCUGUUAGCCGUUCGUCUAUGCACUUUCUGUUAGUUCUGUCUUUCGUCCGUCUAUGCACUUUCUAUCAGUCCUGUCAGUUGUGACAGAUCUUUCGGUUAUUUUAGUUUUGAGAGUCCUGACAGUUUUGCAGUUCUGUUUUUGUACCCACGGCACCUAUUGCUCUAUACGAGGAGCGCCUAGCGAAUAGGCAACCCGCCCGCACUCCUGCAUGGCGGGCUAGUCCGCUUCGACGGCGCUGUGCGCCCCCACCAUGGCUAUGGCUGCUCUAUGUUCUGUCAGUUCUGACAGUUCCGUCCGUCCGUACUGCCUGUCCACAACGCCGACGCAAAGUACAGCCCUUUUAUUGGGUCUAUUUUUGUCGUCAUCGGUAUCGGGCAGCCUGUCUGGGCGAGGCCACGCGCGGCCGCGGGGCGGCUGCUGCACGUCCCCGAUGACGCCCCUGUGUGUGUGUGGGUGCGCUUGGUACCCGCUUGCUCGCGCCGCCCGUGACGUGACGUGGCGCGGCGCCGUCGGCAGCCCGCCGAGCCCGGCUGCCGCCCGCCGCCCGGCUCGCGCAACGCUCUCCCUCUCCCAGCCCGGCCGGCCGGCCCGUCCCGCCGCGUCUGGUCUCAGCUCAGUCCUCCAAGAGGCAGCACGUAGCACGUCGCGCCACCGCACCGCAGAGCAGAGCGCGCCUCGCCCGGCCCUGGCCUCGCCCGCGAGCUGCUCUAGCUGCGCUCAGCCCCCACCGCGCACCGCGCCGCGCACCACAGCCAGGCCUACCGCAGGCAGGCUCACCGCGACCGGCUCACCGCGCGGGGGCCGACAGGCGCACCAGGACCGGCGUGCGCGUGCAACCGGCGCGAGCUGCAGUUGUGUGACAGUCGUGCCUGACGUGUGAGAGAGUGGGUGUGUGCAAACGGACACUGUGCGAGAGUGCGACGAGGAGGACCUGUGCAGCAGCACCUGCUCCGCGGCCACGCCCCUGUGCGAAGUGCAACACAGUGGUACAGUGAGAGUCGGGACGAGAGUGCAGCAGUGUGUGAGUGUGUGUGUGUGUGUGUGUGUGUGUGACAGUGCGCGCGCGCGCGUGUUAGUGUGGAUAGAGGAGAGACAGUGCAUCAGUGACUACAAACCUUGACCGGCGCGGUCCUAGCAGACGACGCGCCGCUAAGAAAACAAGCAGACGACGCUUCGUGCUGGCGGUGGCGGGAGCGGUCCGGGGCCUGGCCACCGGCCUGGCGGGGCCCGCGUGGGAUGUCCACGCCCGGGGCGCCCCGGUGAGUCCAGCCGACUACAUCACCGGCCUCAAGCUGGACUGGGCGUCGGCCAGCAUGUCGGAGCAGGGGACGGCCCUCAACCUCGGCAACCGGCCGUCGUCCUCUGCCUCCUCGUCGGGCAAGGAGUUCGGCCACGACCACAGCGUCCUGGCGCCCGCGACGCCCAGCAGCAGCAGCGGCGGCGGCGGAGGAGGCGCCCCGAGCAGCCACGUCCCGAGCAGCUCGGGCAACGCCAGGACGCCCCCCAACUGCGCACUCUGCCGCAACCACCGCCUCAAGAUCGGACUCAAGGGCCACAAGCGCUACUGCAAGUACCGCUACUGUGACUGCGACAAGUGUCAGCUGACGGCGGAGCGCCGGCGCGUGAUGGCGCUGCAGACGGCGCUCCGGCGCGCCCAGGCCCAGGACGAGCAGCGCCAGCCCAACCUGUACGCGCCUCUCGCGCCCCGCCUGUCGCCAGCCGACCUUGACGUGCACAGGGGCACGCCCGCGCCCCCGGAGUCCCUCGCGCCGCUGUCGUGCGAGUCGGCGUCCGCCUCCCCGGGCUCCGCCAACGGCGGCGGCGGCCCCGGCAGCAGCAGCGGGGGCGGCGUCAUCGUCGGCGCCUCCUCGCCGCACGACGGCGUGCUCGACGGCGCCCACCGCCCCGAGUCGCUGAGCGUCCCGCUGCCGCCGUCGUCGUCCUCCGGACGGAAGCGGCCCCAGACCCCCAGCAGCACGGACUGUCGGGUCGGGAUUGGCCGAAGGUCACAUCAGUGGUCGCCAGAGUCCGCCGGCAGUGCUAGAACGCCAGCAGAGUACGGCUCCGACGUCCAAAGCGUGGAUCACGGGAGAGGGAGCGUGGAAGAGCCGUCAUCGCCGAGACCUAGUGCGGGGCUUCGGUGCCCUGCCCAGCCCAGCCGCCUGUCGCCGGAAGACCGCGUGGACGCGGCGCGCGGACAGCUGGCGCAGCAGCUGCAUGCUGGGCUUCAGCGCCCCAUCCGCACGAGCUGUAGAAAUGGACGAGAAAAUGGUCGAGUUCACCGUGAAUCGAUACAAAGGCUCGUCGAAAAGUUCAACUUUCCACCGGUGGCGUUACCCCUAAUAUACGUAGUGCUUAAAGACCAUGGGUCGGACUACGAGGAAGUCAAAAACUUAUUAUUAGAGGCCCAAGAGGAGAUCCUCAACCUCUCGGUGCGGGAGGGCUCCGAGAUGCCCUGGCUGCUGCCGGCGCACCUGUAUAGCGCGUCCGCGCUGUGCGCGCCCAUCAACUCCAUCGGUCACCUCGCGCCGCUGCAGUACCAGCUCGGCUUCGCCUACCACCCGGGGGCGGCGGCCGCUCCCCACCCGCACCCCCACCCCCACCACCACCAUCACCACCACCCCGGGGCGGGGGCGGCGGCUUCCACCAUGGCCGGGCUCUUCCCCCACCACCUGCACCUGCCAUACCAGCUGGCGCUGGGCCCCACCGCGGGGGCGUUGCCGGGCGCGCCGCCCCCCGCCGCCUCCCCGGAGCCCGCCGCGCCCUUCAGCCUCCGGAGCUCGGGGAACGUCUCGCCCACCUCGUAGGACCAGCAGAGGUGGGGUCGACCUCAUGUGAUACUCUUUACCUGUGAGGAGCGGUGGCAGCUCCGGCACGACCAGCUCGACUUGGCUUCACCUGCGCCAGCAAGAUUCAUGCCCCGGCCACAGCAGGCUGCCCUGGAGCGGGCGGCCAGGCGGACGGGGUGCCUUUGCCUUUAACUGCGCUCGCCCGUGGACAACCCUGCUGCAGAGGCGUUUUUAUGAUCAAUCCAAUUCAUUUUAAUCAGCUACACACGACAUGAGAUUUAUCGGCACACGCAAGUUUUUCCCGGUUUUAUAGACCGAGGAGAGAUCCAUUGCGGUGUAUACACUUCUGGGGCGCCAUCAAAUUUAAAUAAUAAAAAUGAGGCAUCCCUCCUCCUUACCUCCUUGCCAUCAAUCUGAUUUGAUUCAAUCAAUCAUCCAUCUAUCUACCGAUUUCACGAACUGGUCUUCUCAACCAGCUGACCACCGCAACCCGGGAUGCCCGCCCGGCCCGGCGCCCUGAUCCCGGGAGCAGGCCCAAGCCAACCCCGCGGUCAGUGUCUGGCCCCACACUAGUCACUCGAAGGGGACCGAGCCGUGAGACACUCGCCGCUCCGAAACCGGAGUCAAGAAAUGCACCAAAAAUUGAUGUGGGGGUGGUGCAGCGGUAUAUAGUUAAUUUUACUGUCAUCGACAUCCAUUAGAUUAUAUUUGUUAUUAUUAUUUGUCGGGAUAAGUGGGCAGAAUACGAUUACAAUCAGAAUCUGAAAAAGUUUACCUUACAUAUGUUUUCCAAAUUUCAGUUGAUUUGACUCAACCUGUUGGACAUACGUUGGUAGUACAUAGAGACCCAUUAGGGAAGGGACUGGAUAUCAAAUUCUUUCCUCUGUAAACCAACUAGCAGUACUGCUGGUCAGUCCUUUGUUUUAGAAGUCCCAACCGCCAAUAUGCGAGGGGAGGGCAGGGACUCCCUCACAAAAAUAAAAAUUUUACUCGACCUUCGUAAUUUCAAAAAAAGUUGACAUUUUACUCCUUUUCCCAAUUUGUCCACUAUUUUUAGUCACACUGCUAGCUAAGAGCUAGUGGUCGCAGUGUGAUACAGUCAGGCAGAGGUUUUGACUGAUUUUGUGAUAUUUUCGAUUAGUUCGGGAAAGGUAUUGCGCGUUUUUUUGUUUGUUUGUUUUUUAAGGAAAAAUUUAAUUUAUGCUAUUGUCAGCAUCCAUGUGUCUUGUAUAUUUAUAAUAUAAAUAUAUAUAAGCACGCUGAAUAUUUUGUGAUACCGAAGGAAACAUGGCAGACUCAUAGGUACUAUAAUAUAGACUGAGGCGUGUAGGUUGUGUCAAAGAGCAACAAAUAGCACAGUGGAGUCAGCUUUUGUCUUAUGCAUAUUAAAAUAACUUUAAGCACAUAUUACUUACAACAUUCGCCUUGUGUAUUCUCAUUUUCCAUGUUAAUGUUAGGAAGUCAGUGCUGUGAAAAUGCCAUAAGUUAUAUAUCUCAAUGUGGGAUUAUAAGAACAAGUAUAGAGAGUGCAGCUUCAGGCACACCAUGGUUUAUUUUCAGCAAAAUGAAAGCUAUAAUUUGGAAAAUGCAAAUCAUUUCAAAAAAUGUUACUAUCUUUCCUUGAUAAAAGUUGUCACUCAACCAAUAGGAUUAGUUGCACUUUUUAUAGAUGCAUAGGUACUACAUAUUGUAUUUUGUUUCGCCAUACAGAUUUAAGAAUUGUGUACAGAGUAAAAGAUCGGUUGAGUCCUCCUAUGUAGGUACAUUUUGUCCAUUGAUUUGUGUUUUGAUGCAAGUGUUUGCAUUUUGUGUCAUGAGGCGUUGUUAUAAUUAUGUUAUGAAUAUUGACAAUUUUUGAUUAAUAUAAUUUAUUCAGAUUGUUGUGACCAAAUUAUUUUAUUAUAAACAUCUUAUGUAUUCUAUGACUACUCAUAUAACAGUGUUGUGUUACUAUUACAUUUCAAUUAGUUUUCAAGUUAUAAUCAAACCUGAGACUGGCUUUAUUGUUCCCAUAAUAUUUGCAAAGCAUUGCACAAUUUUUGUCAAAUUUAUUCAAAAAGUUAUUUGGUGGGAACUAUAGAAACAUCUGAAAUACAAUAUUUGAAUAUGUAUUCAGAAACUACAUAUUUUCUAUUGUUAAGGUCCAAUGAAAGCCGGAAAAAAUAGAGAUGGGGGAAUGAGACGUCAAUUGCACUGCUUUGUGGUCAAAUUUAAAAUUGUUGUCUUACAUUUCAUAUUUGAGAUUGAUACAGUUUCACCAAGUUAGUCAUUCAAUUCUGAUGUUUGUGUCCUUUGGUAAAAAAAAAAAAUAGUAUCAUUGGAAAAAUAUGCUGGAGAAAAAUCAACUCAAUUGAAGGUCUCUUCAUGGCUCAGGUUCAGAUUCCCCCUUCUUUUAUGUUGGGCCAAUUGUUCAGGAAUCCAAUGUAGGCUAUGGUCCGGCAAAUAUGUUUUAACAGUGAUGGUUGUGGUCCAGGUUUAAAGUCAUCAUCUUUCUAAAACCAGUCGUGAUCAUUGAGGCAAACAUUUCUCAUCACUUUUAAACCAGAAAAAAAUUAUGGACAGAUUAGAAUAGAUAGAUGCAAGGCUUCUAAAUGCUUCCCAGUUUUAGAUUCUAUUAUCUACUGUUACAUUUUUGCUUUUGAGGAGUAUAUUUGACUUUGAUCAGCGACAUUGUAAUACACUAUAUUCAUGGCAUGGUACGUAUCUGUAAAAAUCUUGUCAUACUUUGUUCUACUAGGGAUAUGUUGUUGUAGCCUCACCCUAUACUUUGGCUUUCAUCAUUAAAAUUCUUUGAAUCAUGUUUCAUUUGUUUGCUAAUGGUUUUAUGUUAUAUGUGCAUUUAAAUUACUGGUGCUGAAAUACAAGAUGAUUAUAAUAA
This is a messenger RNA of Frankliniella occidentalis (western flower thrips), 5779 nucleotides long. RefSeq names its product protein doublesex. The transcript has 7 exons. Gene Ontology annotation, biological process: sex differentiation; regulation of transcription by RNA polymerase II. Gene Ontology annotation, molecular function: DNA-binding transcription factor activity, RNA polymerase II-specific; RNA polymerase II cis-regulatory region sequence-specific DNA binding. Gene Ontology annotation, cellular component: nucleus. The coding region runs from base 1426 to 2919 and encodes 497 amino acids. The record is from RefSeq and is a predicted model, not a curated record. Lineage: Eukaryota; Metazoa; Arthropoda; Insecta; Thysanoptera; Thripidae.